AUGGGGAAGGGAACGGGGAGCUUUGGUAAGAGGAGGAACAAGACUCAUACCCUCUGUAUUAGGUGUGGCCGUCGCAGCUUUCACAUCCAGAAGAGCCGAUGCUCUGCCUGUGCCUACCCUGCUGCCCGCAAGAGGACAUAUAACUGGAGCCAGAAGGCGAUUCGCAGGAAGACAACGGGAACUGGUCGCAUGAGGUAUCUUCGCCAUGUGCCUCGACGAUUCAAGACCAAUUUCAGAGAAGGUACUGAAGCGGCUCCGAGGAAGAAGGCAGCGGCAGCUUCUGCUUGA
Molecule: messenger RNA, 288 nt
Organism: Ilex paraguariensis (yerba mate)
Lineage: Eukaryota; Viridiplantae; Streptophyta; Magnoliopsida; Aquifoliales; Aquifoliaceae
Source: the annotation of a GenBank genome assembly